Messenger RNA from Ochotona princeps (American pika), 3208 nucleotides. RefSeq names its product DExD-box helicase 21 (gene DDX21). Gene Ontology annotation, molecular function: ATP binding; RNA binding; RNA helicase activity. Bases 74 to 2410 code for a protein of 778 amino acids. The record is from RefSeq and is a predicted model, not a curated record. The transcript is spliced from 15 exons. Lineage: Eukaryota; Metazoa; Chordata; Mammalia; Lagomorpha; Ochotonidae.
GGAGGGGAAGUGCGCUCUCUUCCUCUCCACGCGGUUGAGGACAGCGGACGGCCUGCGCCACUCGGACUACGUUAUGCCGGGCAGACUCCGCAGUGACGCCGGGGCCGAAUCAGACUUGACCAUGGCUAAGACGGAGAAGACGCGGAAGCAGGUUGAGAAGAAAGAUAAAAAACAGAAGUCAAAAUCUAAUAAAACUGAAGAAUUGGCAGAGGAAAAUGAAGAAAUAAUUACCCCUAAAACUAAAAAAGUUAAAAAGGAAGCAGAACCAUCUGAAGUUGAAAUGAAUUCUCCAAAGUCCAAAAAGAAAAAAAAGCAAGAGGAACCAUCAGAAGAUGAGGUUAUUCCUUCUAAAGUAAAAAGUAAGAAAAAGGAAAAUCUUGAGAAAACAAUUAUUUCUCCUAAAACCAAAAAAGUACUAAAAAGUGAGGAGCCAUCAGAAGAAACGGGUUCUCCUAAGCCCAAGAAGAUGAAGAAAGACAAAGAAGUGAAUGGAGACGUUGGAGAGGCGAGCACCAAGCUCAAGAAUGGGCUCCCCCGUGCUGAGGCUGAUUCUAACACCAGUGAGGAGAGUAGCAGUGAGCCAGAGAAGGAAGUGCCUGUGGAGCAGAAGGAAGGUGCCUUCUCUAAUUUUCCGAUUUCUGAAGAGACUGUUAAACUUCUCAAAGCUCGUGGAGUGACAUUCCUGUUUCCUAUACAAGCAAAAACAUUUCACCAUGUCUACAGUGGGAAGGACUUGAUUGCACAGGCACGGACAGGAACUGGAAAGACAUUCUCCUUUGCUAUCCCUUUGGUUGAAAAACUUCAGGGAGAACUGCAAGACCGGAAGAGGGGUCGUCCGCCUCAGGUAUUGGUUCUUGCCCCUACCAGAGAGUUGGCAAAUCAAGUGAGCCGAGACUUCAGUGACAUCACAAAAAAACUGGCAGUGGCAUGUUUUUAUGGUGGAACUCCUUAUGGAAAUCAAAUUGAACGCAUACGGAAUGGAAUUGAUAUCCUGGUUGGGACACCAGGUCGUAUCAAAGACCAUCUGGAGAGUGGCAAGCUAGAUCUCUCCAAACUUAAGCAUGUUGUUCUUGAUGAAGUUGACCAGAUGUUGGAUAUGGGUUUUGCUGACCAAGUGGAAGAUAUUUUAAAAGUUGCCUACAAGAAAGAUUCUGAAGACAAUCCCCAAACAUUGCUUUUUUCUGCAACUUGCCCUCAUUGGGUAUUUAAUGUUGCUAAGAAAUACAUGAAAUCUACAUAUGAACAGGUGGACCUGAUUGGUAAAAAGACUCAGAAAACAGCAAUAACUGUGGAGCAUCUAGCUAUCAAGUGCCACUGGACUCAGAGGGCAGCAGUUAUUGGAGAUGUGAUCCGUGUGUAUAGUGGACAUCAGGGACGCACUAUCAUCUUCUGUGAGACCAAGAAAGAAGCCCAGGAGCUGUCACAGAGUGUGUCCAUUAAACAGGAUGCCCAGUCAUUACAUGGUGACAUUCCACAGAAGCAAAGGGAAAUCACUCUGAAAGGUUUUAGAAAUGGUGCUUUUGGCGUUUUGGUGGCAACAAAUGUCGCUGCACGUGGGUUGGACAUCCCUGAGGUUGAUUUGGUUAUACAGAGCUGUCCGCCAAAGGAUGUGGAGUCCUACAUUCAUCGUUCUGGGCGGACGGGCAGAGCUGGAAGAACAGGUGUUUGCAUCUGCUUUUAUCAGCACAAGGAAGAAUAUCAGCUAGUACAAGUGGAGCAGAAAGCGGGAAUUAAAUUCAAACGAAUUGGUGUUCCUUCAGCAACAGAAAUCAUAAAAGCUUCCAGCAAAGAUGCCAUCAGGCUUUUGGACUCCGUGCCUCCCACUGCCAUCAGCCACUUCAAGCAGUCUGCUGAGAAGCUGAUUGAGGAGAAGGGAGCCGUGGAAGCCCUGGCUGCAGCGCUGGCCCAGAUCUCGGGCGCCACAUCUGUAGACCAGCGCUCCUUGAUCAACUCGGAUGUGGGUUUUGUGACCAUGAUUUUGCAGUGUUCAAUUGAAAUGCCAAACAUUAGUUAUGCUUGGAGAGAACUUAAAGAACAACUGGGCGAGGAUAUUGAUUCCAAAAUAAAGGGAAUGGUCUUUCUCAAAGGAAAGCUGGGUGUUUGCUUUGAUGUGCCUACUGCAGCAGUCGCAGAGAUACAGGAGAAAUGGCACGAUUCCCGGCGCUGGCAGCUGUCUGUGGCCACCGAGCAGCCCGAGCUGGAAGGGCCCCGUGAAGGGUUUGGCGGUUUCAGGGGCCAGCGGGAUGGAGGCAGAGGCUUCAGGGGCCAGCGGGAUGGAGGCAGAGGUUUCAGGGGCCAGCGAGGAGGCAACAGGAACUCUCAAGGAGGACAGCGGCGCUCAGGAGGUGGCAACAACAGGACCCAAAACAAAGGCCAGAAGAGGAGUUUCAGUAAAGCAUUUGGCCGCUGAUUGUAGUGGGUGAACAGAAGUGUUCAACAGUGUGGAACUGGACAUUUUUCAUACAAAGUCAAAAGCACAUUGUGCGCCCCUUUGACCACUUGCUAGUUCCUAUCUCGUCCACGGAGACAAGCUUCACGUGAAUUUCUCAUCCACUCAUUGUCAUUUGUAAUGUUACUGCUACUUCUGCCCAGUUUUGAAAGGGAUAUAUGAAUUCAUUGCAUUUUUUUUGAAAUAUUCAAAGAUCUACCCAUGUUUUAUGAGUUGAUCUGUCUUCAUUCUUAGAUGUUUCUUAAUGUAAAUACGUAAGGGGUGCAACAGUCUCGUAAACAGUGAGGGCUGAUUCUGUCAUCGGCAUUCCUCAGCCACCUGCCAGCCAGUACUGCUGUGGUCCUGCAAGUGUCUUCUGAGAAUUGACGCUGAGCAGGGUUUUGGAAUGAGAUUUUAGAAUUGGAUUUGGAGAACACAGUCCAUUGUGUAAAGGUUACCUGUGGUUGUAUGUAUUUUGAUACGCUUUUAGCUUGUCAUUAUGUGCUUGCUUCAGUGAACUUAGCAGAUAUUAUAUAUAAGGUAUUUUUAAUCAAAAGCCAAUGUCUAGGUUGCAAAUACAUAGGAUGGCUCCACGGCUUUCUUUGUAUAUAAGGAGGCUGGGUAAAUGGUGUUCAUGCAUACAGCUCUUCUUCCUAUUGGAAGAUUAACAUUAUUUUACAAGAAAUUGAAAAACAGGAGACACAUGUUUGCGUGGCUGAAGAGUAUAUUAAAAAAAGGUCUGGUUUCUACAUGUAGUAAGAAAACAGACCCCAAACUGGA